CACACACACACUCACUCUUUCUGUGACUCUCUCUCCCUAUCACACUCUCACACACACUUACACACUUACACAUUCACUCUCUCUCCUCAUUCAACUCAUUCUCAGCCACGGAUCAGCAGCACAGACAAGCACCUUAUUCCAGUCCAGCUGGAGAGAGGAGCAUCGCAAGGUGCACACAUCGCAAGACAGGACACUGACUGACUCUGCAGCCGUAAAAGAAGGACGCAAGCCAAGGAACAGAACAAGCUUUCAGAGAACAAGGAAACAACAAAAAAGAACAGAUUGCUUUUGGCAAUGGAUUUACAAAGUGAAUUGUUUUCCGGUGAAUAAAAGCUGAAAUACAAAGAAGAGUAGAUCAUCAUCAGACACACAAAUUAAGAAACAAACUCAUCUGGGAAAGAGGACUGGUUGGAAGCCCAGGUUCCUCUCUGCUCUGCUGUUUGGAAGCCCAGGUUCCUCUCUGCUCUGCUGUUUGGAAGCCCAGGUUCCUCUCUGCUCUGCUGUUUGGAAGCCCAGGCUCCUCUCUGCUCUGCUAUUUGGAAGCCCAGGCUCCUCUCUGCUCUGAUCCUCAGUGACAGGGUCUGCUGCUCCCUCGAUCAUCACCCCUUCCCAGCCUCAGAGAGCGACCACUCACCUGGACCACACAGCCCGGGUCUCCAGCCAGCCAGCAUGCAUACUGCCUGUGCAAUGUGCACCUUGGGAGUCUGACUCACCAUGUGCAGAUGGAUGCCACCCGUCGCUAGUCUCCGUCCUGACCUCGCUGCCAUUGGCACUGCCCACGCUGGGCUUCCGCCCUUGCCCAGUGCUGCAUCCCUUCGCUUGGCGUUCCUCACCCUGCUCCUGGUGGCUGGCACAGCUCUGGGGGGCUGCCCGCUCGGGGUAGGGCAUGAACCCCUCCAAGUACUGGCGAGAGGCAUCAACUGCUCAUGGACACUGGAGCGGCACACACGCAGUUACAAUCACCUAGAGGGUGACGUCCGACUACGGCGGCUCUACUCCGCCAACAAGUUCUUUCUCUGUAUCGACAAAACAGGCAAGGUGGACGGCACCAGACGGAAAAACUACGCUGAAAGUCUAAUGGAAAUCCGAUCUGUCAGUGUGGGAGUCGUCGCCAUCAAAUCUGUCAGCACCGGGCUGUACUUAGCAAUGUCCAAAAAAGGCACACUCUUUGGAUCGAUGAAGUACAACCCUAAUUGUAAGUUCAAGGAGCGCAUCGAGGAGAAUGGCUACAACACGUACGCCUCCCUGCGCUGGAAACACGGCGGCAGGCAGAUGUUUGUGUCUCUGAACGGUAGGGGGAAGCCCCGGCGAGGCCACAAAGCUCGGAGGAGACACCCCUCCACCCACUUCCUCCCCAUGCUGCCCUCAUAGCUGGACAACAAGGCUCUGCUCUGCUUUGCAACCAGCCCACCACAGUCCCAGUCCAUCCUACUAGUAUUGUUGUUAUCAAGAUAACUAUUGAUGAUGUUAUUAUUAUUCUAUACAUCCCCUCUCCCAUAUAUGUACAUUUGUUGGGGUUUUAUACACAAUUUUGUUUGUCGAGAUCGCAGUGGGGGCAUAAUACAGUGCGUUUAAGUUAUUCCUUUUUUAGUGCAAGGUCCAGAAGUAAAGCUGCUAAUAUUGUGUAAAUACAGCAUGUCUAUUAUUAUUAUGAUUGGUUAUCAAGCUGAGGGAUGACAUUGAUGACGCUCUUCUGUGUUCAGGAGUAAUUUUGACACCACCGUCGUCUGCAAAAGUGUGUAAUUGAAACAUGCCCCCCCUUUAAAGGGUACGAGAAUUGUCUAUAUAUUGCCUCCCUCCCAUCCCUUCAUUUGUGACUCUACAGGAGACAAUGCUUUUCCUUGAGUGACCUUACAAUAUGCUAUUAAAGCAAACAACUGGUGAAAGAAGCCUGACAAACAGUGAACAGAUUUGAACAUUGAUUUAGGUUGUCAAAUAUGUUCAUCUGAGCAAGUAACUAAAGCAUUUGAGAGAGGACUCUCUUAAGAUACUGAAUGUCCUUUACAAUAAAAGGGCUCUUGCACUUGACUGGACUUCAGAGGGGACAGAAUUCCUUGUUGACGAAAACAUUUGGACUGAACGUUCAUACCCAUGGAUGUCUGCUAUAAGAAAAAAACAUAAACUGACGACAUCUGGCUAUCGGUUCUUUUGGGUUUCUGAAAUGAGUGUGUGAGCUCUGCAGAAGUCCCACUGGGCAAAAACUAGUUGAAACAACAUUGUUACCACAUCAUUUCAACAAAAUAAUUCAGUGUGAUGACGUUGAAUCAACGUGAAAACUGAUUGGAUUUGCAAAAAGUCAUCAACAUGAGGGAAUUUUGCCAUUUUCCACCUAAAUGUUUACCGAAAUUCAAUGACAUGGUGACUCAACCAAAUAUAAAUCCAAACUAGAUGCUGAAAUGACAUCUGUGCCCAGUGGGGUGUGCUUCAGCCUCCUUCUCUCAUUCAAUAAUCCUACACCACUAGCUCAGGGGUCAAUCUUUGAAAGUGAGACUCAUGACAUUAUCUCUGAUAGGUCAGUUCCAGAGUCCAGUAGUUAAAUGCAUACGGUACUCCGUUUGAAACACGUUGAGCAUUUGAGGCUGUAUGUACACUUCUUCACAGUGCUAAGACUACCCAUUCAUUUCUAACGUAUGGUAACUGGUUAUUGCAUCGUCUUGUCAGGUCUUGUUACCAUUUUCAAAAACCUGUUGCAAAUAGAACUUUUAAUAUAUUUAAGCCUUUUUGUACCGUAUAACAUUUGAAGUUGAUGUUAUUGCCUCCAUUUUGUGUCUAGUCUGAAAAUCCUAACUGUAUUCCAUUCCAUAUUUGAGUCUAUACUACGUGUUACUGUAAUAUGGCACCUCCUAACAUCACUAUCAUCAUCUACUGAGCGGUCAGCAAUGACAGUUUCUACCAGAACACCGUUUCAACUAUCAGUCAGCUAUUAAGCAGACAAUACUGGUCUGUCAAUUGAACACUGUCAUCAUAACAACAUAAGCGAGUGCCUUGAUUCAUGUUCAGCCUGGUGAACUUCAAUAAAAUGCACAUAAGUUA
Oncorhynchus tshawytscha (Chinook salmon) is the source of this 3033-nucleotide messenger RNA. Its product is annotated as fibroblast growth factor 10. Gene Ontology annotation, cellular component: cytoplasm. NCBI's taxonomy places the organism in Eukaryota, Metazoa, Chordata, Actinopteri, Salmoniformes, Salmonidae. Gene Ontology annotation, molecular function: growth factor activity; fibroblast growth factor receptor binding. The transcript is spliced from 3 exons. The coding region runs from base 715 to 1371 and encodes 218 amino acids. The record is from RefSeq and is a predicted model, not a curated record. Gene Ontology annotation, biological process: animal organ morphogenesis; positive regulation of cell population proliferation; positive regulation of gene expression.